AUGGACGAUCAAAAAUUAAUUAAAAAUGUUGAACUGAUUGGACAUUAUGAAGAUUCGACUAUUGAAUGUUAUAAUGAACUUGAACAGUCAACACAAACAAAAAAUAAAAAUUCUUCUAAACUAUUACCAACAACUAACAAACAACCAUCGCCUACUGUUGUAACUUCUCAUCAACAAACGAUGAAACAAGGUUAUGAGCUUCCUCCAUUAAUUUUAGAAGGUGUUAGUCUUUCUCGUGUUGCAUUAAACAAUUUUUUAGUAAAGAAAAUUCCUGAAUUAAAAUGUAACAACAUUAUGUAUAAUGAUAAAAGAAAAAAUUUUACAAUUUAUCCUUCAACUAUAGCUUCAUAUAAUGCAUUACUUACUCGAUUAUCGUUGAAUGAAUUAUCUGAUACUGCAAAAAUUUUUAUUCCUCGAUCAAUACAACGAAUUCAAAAAACUGAUAAAGAAGCAUUUGUUAAAAGUGUGGAUAAAGAAAUAUCGAUUCAAGAAAUUCAAAAUGCUUUAACAUAUAAUGGUUAUCAGGUGAAUCAAGUAGAGAGAUUAAUGAACAAAGAAAAAACCGGUACAGGAACAACUAUUAAAAUUACUUUUGAUGAUGUUAAGAAUCGAGAUGCAUUUAUCAAAUUAGGUUUACAAAUUGAUCAUAUGCAUUUUCCUGCAGAAAAAGCAAAACAAAAAAUUAAUCCACAACAAUGUCAUUCAUGUUAUCGAUUCGGACAUAUAGCUAAAUAUUGUAAACAACAACAACUAAUAUGUUCUUAUUGUGCUGGUCCUCAUCGAUAUAACGUUUGUGAUCAAAAACAAUUACCACCUAAAUGUUCCAAUUGUCAAGGUUCACAUGAAGCAACUUCUCAUGAUUGUCCAAAGUACAUAAAUGAACAAAAACGUAUACAAACAGCAAUUGAUCGGUAUUCAUAUUCUUCCACUAGUAUACAUCAUUCAACACCAGUACCUGAUAGUCAUGAUAUUAAAAAUUAUCCGCUACUUUCAUCAACAAACUCGAUUAUUACUUCUCAAACACUCAACAGUAUUACUGAAGCAUGUACGAUGGCAACAAUGAAGGCAAUUGAGAAUAUUUCUAAUAAAUUAAUUACAAUAUUCACCAAGAAGAUGAAUGAAUUAAUUUAUCAAUUUUCAUCUAAAUAUCAAUUACCAAUCGAUGUAACUAUGGAUUGUAUAUCUUGUGAAACUAAUCCUGAUUCUGAUACUGAAGAGAAGGAAAAAGAUCCUGAUUAUUCAUUAGAAAUUUCAACUGAUCAAAAUCAGCUUGCAGCUGUAAAUGAUGAAAUGGUUGACAUAAAUGAACUUACACAUGCCAACACAACACAUAAAAACCAACAAUCUACAACAAUGAACAAUAAUGGAGUGAAACGUACUUCCAACAUUGAUUCGCCUACUACUUACAAACCAAAACGAACAAAUAAUACUAAUCAAAGUACUACAAUCAAAAUCACCAAAUCCAAAACCAAAUCUUUAGUAAUAUAA
This is a messenger RNA of Rotaria sp. Silwood1, 1488 nucleotides long. The record is from the annotation of a GenBank genome assembly. Lineage: Eukaryota; Metazoa; Rotifera; Eurotatoria; Philodinida; Philodinidae.